AUCCUGCAUAAAUUAAACGGCGUGCGUUUGUAAACGAUGCGUGGUAUUUAAACAUUUUGGUGAGUUUUUUCGCUUUUACCUGAUUUGAUGAGCGUCUAAAGUGUCAGAAUUUACUUCUUAUAGUUUGUUUUACCUAUAUCUUAACGAUUGUGUAUUCUAAAUUGCAAAGGUAUAUUGUAAUUUCAAAAAUAUUUGACCGUUUUGUGUUUACAUUCCCCGCCUCCAACCUUCCUUUGUUAUCAUUCUUUGCAUUCUCAAAUAAAAUUCCUUUUUGCUUUUACAGAUACUUUCAAAUUUACCAACGCACUGAAAAUAUGUAUCACGGACCACCAACACCACAACGACAUCAAAGUACGUACAUUGGUUUAUUGUUUUCGUACCGAUAAUAUAUCAGAUAAGCUUGUCAAUAUAUGUCUGAAUGAGUGCUAUUGAAAUAAAUUUUUCAUUCUGGUUUUUCAGUGGGCAGCAGCGGAGAUGCUUAUAUGGGAGAUGGAUCCAUGGGCCCUGCUGGUGGGAUUGACUCAAAGGGUCAAAUUGUUAUGUGGCAACAAGGCCAAUACCUGACCGACUCUGGAGUCCAAUCCGGUGUUACAACUGGCGCGCCCAGUGUCUCUUCCAUACAUGAUGAGAUUGAACAACAGUCAACUAGUGCAGGGAGUGGAAUGGACACUUCUGUUCUAUAUGCUCCUCCACCUGCACAAUACCCAAAUCAUCCGCCACCCCCUCCUCAACCCCCAUCUGCUGAGCAAGCAAUGGCGGAAUUAAGAAACGCUAUGUUUCCAGAAAAUAUUGAGGACCAAACAAUGGUACAAGAUGUAAAUAGCCCUCAACAGCCACCGCCUCCACAACAGGCCCCAGACCACAUGCUUAACACGGCUGUAGUUAAUUUAAUCAACUAUCAAGAUGAUGCCGAUAUAGCAGCCAAGGCUAUACCAGAUUUAGUAAAAUUAUUAACCGAAGAGGAUCAGGUUGUAGUUGCCUCUGCUGCUUCGUUCAUUCAUCAGUUGUCAAAGAAAGAGGCACCCAGACACGCAAUCAUGAAUUCACCUCACAUGGUUACGUCUCUAGUUCAUACACUAACGAAUUUCAGUGAUCACGAGAUUAUGCGAUGCGCUGUCGGUACUUUGCAUAAUUUGUCACACCACAAACAAGGUUUACAUUCGAUAUACCAAGCGGAUGGCAUACCAGGCCUAGUCAAGCUCUUAGCAAGUCCAAUCGAAAGCGUCCUUUUCUACGCAAUAACAACCUUACAUAAUCUGCUUUUACAUCAAGAUGGAUCGAAAAUGGCCGUUCGCCUAGCGGGAGGCUUACAGAAAAUGGUCGCUUUACUGGCAAGAAACAACGAAAAAUUUCUUGCUAUUACAACUGAUUGUCUACAAAUUUUGGCUUAUGGUAAUCAGGAAUCAAAAUUGAUAAUUUUGGGAAGUGGCGGUCCUGUUGAACUUGUAAGAAUUUUACGUCAAUAUUCAUACGAGAAGCUCCUUUGGACUACUACUCGAGUUCUAAAAGUGUUAUCUGUUUGUCAAAAUAAUAAGCAGGCAAUUGUUAAGGCUGGCGGAAUGCAAGCGUUAGCCUUACACCUGUCUAGACCAAGUGUACGCCUAGUCCAAAAUUGUCUUUGGACUCUAAGAAACUUAUCAGAUGCCGCCACUAAAUUAGGUGGAUUGGAAGAGUUGCUGAGAAUGCUUAUUCAUCUCUUGUCUAAUCAAGACAUCAACAUCGUAACCUGUACCGCCGGUAUCUUGUCGAACUUAACGUGCAAUAAUCAACAAAAUAAGGUCACUGUUGUACAAGCGGCCGGUGUUGAGGCUCUGAUUAGAACCAUUUUGCAUGCUGGAGACAGAGAAGAUAUUACAGAGCCAGCUGUUUGUGCUCUGCGUCAUAUCACAUCGAGACAUGAAGAAGCUGAAGCCGCUCAAGAUAUCGUAAAGCAGCAUUAUGGCAUCUCUGUUCUUGUUAAAUUGCUUCACCCCCCCAGUCGUUGGCCACUAAUUAAAGCCGUUAUUGGAUUAAUUCGUAAUUUGGCUUUCUUGCCGUCGAAUCAAGCACAAUUACGAGAUCAAGAUGCUGUCAGUCGCCUCGUUCAUCUACUCUUUAAAGCUCAUCAAGAUAUUCAAAGACGUCCCGCUCAGUCUGUCGAUGGAGUAAGAAUGGAAGAAAUUCUCGAAACUGCCGGUGGGGCCUUGCAAGUAAUGGCUAGAGACGAAGGAAAUCGUGCAAUUAUUCGAAAAGCUAUAAAAAUACUGGUUGAAAUGCUCUACUCAAAUACUGAAACUAUUCAAAAAGUUUCCGCUGGAAUUCUUUGCGAAUUAGCAUCGGAUAAAGAAGGAACUGAAGCCAUUGAAUCUGAAGGUGCAAGUGCACCCCUAAGUGAAUUGGUUCGCUCACCCAACGAAGGAAUUGCGACUUACGCAGCCGCCGUUCUCUUCCGUUUAUCCGAAGAUAGACCCACGGGAGCGUUUAACGGAGCCGAAGCAGCUGUCGCUGGAUCGCAGUUCCCUUGGCAACGUGAUCCGAACGGUGGCCCAAGUUCGACGGCUAGAUCUCAAACAUUUGUUCCAUCAUCACCAUAUCAACAACAGCCGCCUCCACCAGCGCAACCACAGCAGCAACAACAACAACAACCACCACCACCACCUCAGCAACAUCAACGAAUGUGGUUCGAUACUGACUUAUAAACGCAGUAGUGGAACAUAAAAGAAAGCGUUCAGUAAACAAGGCAUAUCGUUGCUUUUUAUUUGCAUGGUUUUUAUAAUAUACUCGCCUUAGUUUUAAGCAGAUGUUCGUAUAUUUUAAUACAUAUUUUUUUUGUUCAUGCACCUUACAAGAAAGCUAUGUUUAAGUUUCAGUGAGUUCUUAGCAUUUUUUAAUAUAUGUAAACAAAAAUUAUAUUUCUAUUGGGUUACUUUGAUUUUUUAUGUAUUUUUCAGUAUUUGAUAAGAAACUAAGUCAUUUAAGUAAGUGUAAAUAAGAUAAGAUUUUUAAAGAUCAAUAGGCCAAAAUCAAGCCAAGCUUUCUUUUCUUAAAGUAGCAUUAAGGAGAUUGAAGUAAUCACUGUGAUCCGUUUCUUUUGGUAAUAAUUGACGAUAAUGUCUAUCGCAUACCCAAAUUGAUCUUCCAUCAAAUUGUAUUUUAGUCAGACCACAAAUUCUUCGACAGUUUGAUGCCAAAUUCAGCCUACUUCUCAGGAAAUUACUAUCUACCUUAUCUAAAGGAUACUUCAGAGUUGAUAUCUUAAAUUUUGCUUCCAGAUCUUUAAGCAUUCCAUCUAAAGUCUGCGUGAUUUGCUUCGUUCUAACUGCCAUAUCAUUGGCCAAAACAGACGAAUCGCUAGUAAUUCGAAGUAAUUGUAAAACGGCUAAAGUAUGAGGACCGUACUUGUGCAUUAUUUCGUCGACGUUACGAUGAAGGGCCAGCCCUUCUUCCGGACUUAUGUGCAAACCAUCGGGAAAUUCGCAUACAGCAUGUAAAGCAUACGCAGAAUAUUGAUUGGGGUAGAUAGUUUGUUUAGCAAUAUUUAGGCCAUCACCAACCGCUGGUAGAACGACAAAAUAUGUUGGAAAUCCAUUACAUUUCGCCGAAAGAUCUGAUUUCUCUUUAGGUAUUAAUUUCUUUGGUAUUUGGCCCUUUAUAAAUUCGAAAUUUGCGCCGAGCUGAUGACCCUGCUCGCAUGAGACAUCUGAUUCGUCAUCAUACGAUAGAAUGAUGGAAGGGAAUCUAGCUGGGUUUUCUACAUUAUUAAAUAAACAUCCAGGACAAAUGAUUGUGUUGAGGAGUCUGGAGUUCAUAGAAGCUUGAGAUUUGAGUCCUUCAUAAGUACUAGUGACUUUGUCUAAAAUUCGAUCAAGAAUAUCGAUACCUUCGUGUAUAUCUCUGUCGAAUGUUGUUCGUAUUUCUAGUAAUAGAACAUUUCUUUUCAACUGAAUGUGGUAUGCGAAACCAUCUAUUACUUCGACAAUGUGAGUUAAUAAGUACGUGGAUUUUACACCUUCGUAGACUUCGUCUGUCCGAUUUUUUCUUAAUGCAACUGUUAAAUCGGGAAAGAAACUUGGUGGAGCAAUUGUUGGUAGGGUAACCAUAAAAACAAAUUGUAGUUCAUCAUCUUCUGGAAAUUUCCUCCACGAUGUUUCAGGAGGGUAGCCAGCCGGUAAUCUCGAGGGUGCUAACAAUAAUUUUGUUCCACUCAAUCGAAUACAAAUUGACAAACUUAGUAGAAAGGAUAAGGCAUCUUGGUCCAAUUGUUUAAGUAAUAAGUCUUCUUGUAUCAGGCCUACAUUAUUAGGAUCAGAUGGUAUGGCGUGUAUGGUUGAGAGACAUUUUGCCAACCAUUCAGGUUGAAGAACAAUAACGGUAUUAUUUGACCGAGAAGCGGUGACGACCGAACCAGAGUUGGCGAACCUAGCUAACAUUAAAAGGAACUCUUCAUCAUUUUUUACGCCAUGAACCUGAGCUAGCUUAGCCAUUUCAUCCAUGGUUAUUACUGGUUUUUCUAUUCUGUUUAAAGAAUCUUGUAGUUGAGACCAUCUUCUUGGGAUAUAUGAAUUUAAUGAUAUUGUUUUCCUGCAAAUGUUUUCCAUAUAGGUUUUAAGAGAUUCAAUGUUGGCCCCGUCUGGAGAACUGACUUCAAAAUAAGCAAUAAUGUGAGGUGAAAAAAGAGGUGAUUGUACUCCAUCUGCGCCUCCGCUGUCAUCCGUCGCGUUUUCUAUGUCAUUCGCCGUAAGAUUUCCAGUUGGAGGGCGUCUUUGAGGUAGACAACCGACAGUACAGAGUAUACAAUCACUGCACGAGUCCAUACGAGUGUGUUUGAUCUUGCAGCGACUCAAUAGUUUCCUUACUUCUGUCCAUAUUUCUUGUUUAAGAUCAUCGUUCAACGAUGAAUGAUCGGCAUGUGUUCCAACAAUAAUAACAGAGGCAUUCGGAGCUUUUGAAUAGAUAUAAGAGAGCCAUAGUUGAAGUCUUCCAAGAAGAAAAUUUGAUCUUUCAACUGUACAUUCAGUCCAUUCAUUCAUUUUGAAAACUGUAACGUAUACGGCUCCAGCAGUUAAAAAAAACCCGUGGUCAUCGUACAAAUCUGCCGAACCGCCACAAUCAAAAAUCUUAAGAACAAUUUCCUCGCCAAGAUUUACUUGCCGAACAUCAACACUCUUGACCCUUGAAGCUUGGCGCAUGUUCGGUCGAGCAGAUAGUUUUAGCUGGGAAAGUCUCCUAACAACGUUAGUGCUGUUGUGGACGGGGUGAAGUCUUUUAAUUAGACUAGUCUUUCCGCAUUUUUCCUGUCCAACUACAACCAUUUUCAUAGUAUUGCAUGGAACGGGAUCUUCCGUGAGAAUUCUUAAAUAGGACUUUAAUUCCUGAACAGAUAACUCAUCGGAAACAUCCUCUAAUGGAUUAUAAUUCAGAAUGAUGUCUUUUAGCUUAUUCAAUGUUGACAGCGAAGUCGGAACGGUCUUCAACUUAUUCUGCUCUAGAUCAAUGGUUCUUAAUUGGGAGCAUAAUCCUAUAUCUUCAGGUAGGCUUAUUAGCUGGUUAUUUGAAACAUUUAGCUGUCUGAGGGAUGUGCAAGAGCAGAGUUGAUUAGGAAGAAUUUUUAAUUGGUUCCAGGAAACAUCCAAGAUCUCUAGGUUUGUUAACUCAAAGGGGGGUAGACAUGUAAGAUGAUUCUUUACUGCUCGGAUAACUUUUAGCUGCUUAAAUCGUCCUAUAGAAGCCGGUAGACUUGUUAGACGAUUUUCGCUAACGUCUAAAGAUUCCAGAGAGUCCAAACCUUCCAGCUGUAAUUGUCUCAUUCCACAUUCCACAAUGAUAAGAUUUUUUAGAGAAGAGAAAUUCAAUAGAUUCCCAGCUCUUAUACUGGAUUUUAAUAUUGUAAGUGUUAUGGUUUUGCUUGGGAAACACUUUGAAAUAUUUGAAGUAUUCAUAUCCCCCUUUACAUUCCUUAAUAAAAUGUGUUUUGUAGGAAUAUCGAGGGUCUGAUAUAGGAAAACCCCAAGGUCAUUCGCCGCUUGUCCAUGGGCUAGUAAUAUUUCAACACACAGAAAAUUUCUUAAUGAGAAGCUCUUGACCACUGAACAACUUCUAGAUUGUUCCACCACGUAGGAUCUCCUUAGGUCGUCUUCAAGGUUCUUUUCUUGACUUUUUAUAGAUCUCAAGAGAAUGAAAGGCGCCCUUGGCCUUCGGUCAACUGAAUGUAUGAAAUCGACGAUAAUUCCAACACAAUUAACGUGACCAUUCUCAACAGCGGAGUAAAGAGCGGUUUUACCUUGCUUAUCACGUUUCUCUAAAUCGGCACCAUGAGAUAAAAGAUACAUAAUAAUUUUAUGAUAACCUCUUGCCGAAGCCUUAUGUAAAGCCGUUCGUCCAUUGGAAUCGGGGACAUUAAUAAUAGUUUUGUUGGACUUGUAGUACUUUCGUACUUCAUCCACGUCAUUUCUGCAAACGGCUUCAAAGAAACCGGAAUCAGCUGAGUCAGGUUCGGAAAUGUUAGAAAUAGAUGUCCAUAAAGCUUUUGGAGGAGGAAGAGCCGUGGUUGUGUCAUCUCUCUUCGCCUCCUGCUUUUUCAACUUGUUUGAAAUUUUCUUCAACAUUCUCUCUCCUAUGUUGCGUUGAAAUCGCGCCCAAUAACUUUAAGGCCAAUAAUGUUCAAUAUAUAUUCGACAAUCAAAUCCUGAAAGCAGUAAAAAAAACAAGGAAGAGGAGAAAAAGUGAUAUUACUCAUACAAGAUAAGGAUGUUACUUAUCUAUAUUUGAAACGAUUAUAGAUGAAAACGGAGUGAAUAGGAAGAUAAUAUGCUCUUAAAGAUAAAUUAAUUAACUAAUGUAACGCGAUUGAUAAAUAAUUAACAAAGUCAUCUGAAUUAGUUGAAACCUUUUGUCUUAUUCGAAUAAUUAGAUAUAAUUAAAUUGGAUUACUUAGUAUAUAUAUUAUAAAUACAUUAUUAAGUAUAACGUAAAUAUGUACACAUACUCGUCUCUCAUUUUUUUCAUUCUCUUCCCCCCUUCAUUGAUUAUUAAUAAUAAGGCUUUUUUUAGUAUGAAAAGAGGAAGACGAGGAAGAAGAGGGAAAAGAAAUUAAAACUAUAUACGAAUAUAUGCUAUAUAUAUAAUUUUUUUAUUAUAUAUAGUAUAGCCUUCUUAUAUUUUCUUUUUUGUUGUUCUAUCCUUUAAAGAGGACUUUCCUUUCCAGUAAUUUUUUGAGGAGGAGAGAAACUAGUUUAUUCGAUAUUAUUACUUUAAUCUUCAAAUGAAUAAUGAAAUUGAAAAGUUUCGUUUGAAGACGUUCUUCCUUAUAAAACUGACAUAUCGCUGUGGGCAUAUUCAGUCUUUAAACUAGUUAACAGUACUCGAACCUUUUUCAAAGGCGAUCAAUUGCAUUUAAAGAAAAAAGAACAGAAAACACAAAUAAGGCAGGAAGAGAAAUACUAACUGCAACUAACUAAAUCUCUAUUUUCCGUGCGUGCUUUAGUGACUAUGCGUGGUGCGUUUCUCUACCUUCACCUCUCUUUUUGUGUGUUGUCUGCAUGAUGUUUGGGUAUGAUUUCUACGCGAAUUAUUAAGUUAUCAAUUAAUUUCUAUUCUCUACGUUUUUAUCCGAAAUUCUUUGUCUACUAUUCAAAGGAGCAAGUUAAAAUUCAUAUGGAAGAAAAAACAGUGUAAAUAUACCGGAAACGGGGAUAUUUUUACAUGUUUCUUAUUGUACGUUAUUCGAUAGAAUAAGUCUUUAAGUAAAGAGAGAACGUAAGAAAAUUUCUUCUUGACCUAUACUAUAUAUUUAUAAAAUUUUACAGCUAUUGUUUAUAUACGCAUAACAAGAGUAAGGAAAAGGUUGAAUUUAGAUCUCUCCUCCAACGCUAAAUAUACGUUGGACGGUGAGGCGAUGACCUUAACUUCACUCUUCUAUCUUUAGAUAAAAGGAUAAUGUAAACGUAUUAGAGUAUUUAUUAAAUUUUAUCUUAAUUGUGCUGGAAUGAUAUGUAACUUUUCUAUUUGAUUAAAUCAAACCUUGUCGAACGAUCUUUUCAUUUUAAUAUCCGUAAACGCUGUUACUGUGCAGUCUUCAAUUAUUUAAAUGGAUUCUGGGUUAAUGUACGUCAGCCUGUUUACAUUUGAAGUUAGUUAUAUGACCUGUGUAGUUUUUCACUUUUCUGGAUUCAUAUUCAGUCAUAGUGACAAAAUUCCUUUCUUUAUUCAACAAUAAUUGCAAAUUAAUUAAAUGUUAAAGUUAAUAAUAUAGGUAUAUUUAAGGAAAUUUCAGCCUAUGUUUGAUUACAAGUACAUAAAUUUUAGACUAUUUAUAUAUUGAAAAACAAUAUUAUGUUUUUUAUUUUAUGGGUCAAUUAUAGGACAUUGGAAAAGAUGAGAAUAGAAAUCAUUGGGCGGACAUUUAGAGCAGGACAAUGAUUUAUCUCAUAGUUCAUUAACCUAUGGCGUAUUAGCAGAGAAAACAUUGAGGUUAUCCCAGUACAUCUUUGCGGCGUCUAGCCUAUCAAGAGUUUAUUAAGAAAGAAAAAAUUUAGAGACGUCUAGUAACGUAUAUUAAAAAAAUAUAAACAUACAAAUGCUGAUAAUAUACCAUAUAUAUAUGUAUGUAUAUUAGUUCUAUGUAACAAAGACUAAUAAUGGAAAGAGUACACCAUCACUCAUUCACUUCUAUUCUUAAACCAGCUUUCAUUCUGUUAUAAAGAGAAAAGCUGUAGGAGGUUUAUAUUUAAGAAAAAAUAGAAUCCACAGAAUAUUUUAUAUAGUAAUACGUAUUUUGAAUAUAUAUUUGCAUUUAUAGUAUAGAUAUAAACAUAAACAUAGUGAACAUAGUGGCGUGCAUCACUAGAUCGUGAGCAGAUUAUUAACAUUUAAAAUAUAGUUCUUAAAAUAUUAAUUAAGAAAAAUAUUUAUUAUAUACUAUGUCUGUUAAUAAUAUUUUGAUGAAAUGAAAAGAUUAACCAAAGAUUUACUAUCUAAUCCUUUAUUUCAUUAAAUCCAUUUAAUAUAAUAUUUAUGAAGUAUAGCAUUUUUAUAGCGAAAAUAAAAAAUAAAUGAAGCCAUAGGAGACUUUUUUUAUUAAUUGAUAAAAAAUAAAUUUAAUAAAUUUAAGAUGAAUCUAGACUUAUGAAAUUCUAUAGAUAGG
Messenger RNA from Dimorphilus gyrociliatus, 9121 nucleotides. NCBI's taxonomy places the organism in Eukaryota, Metazoa, Annelida, Polychaeta, Dinophilidae. The record is from the annotation of a GenBank genome assembly.